Messenger RNA from Dendrobium catenatum, 1230 nucleotides. RefSeq lists its product as uncharacterized. NCBI's taxonomy places the organism in Eukaryota, Viridiplantae, Streptophyta, Magnoliopsida, Asparagales, Orchidaceae. Bases 1 to 1230 code for a protein of 409 amino acids. The transcript has a single exon. Gene Ontology annotation, molecular function: protein binding. The record is from RefSeq and is a predicted model, not a curated record.
AUGGCAUGGUCUAAUCUCCCCAUAGAUCUCCUAUGUUUCAUCUCAUCGCACUUGACCAUUGUAGACUUAAUCCGAUUAUCUGUUGUCUGCACCUCAUGGAGUUUCACUCUUACCAACUAUGCACUCCUUGGAUUUCAAUGUUGUCCCUCCCCAUGGUUGCUCCUUUCUAAUGAUUCCGAGGAGGCUUCCGACAUACUCACCUUCCGCGAACUUUCCAUAGCAAGAGAAGUAGCUGUCCUCAGCUUCCAUCGUUGCUUCUCCUCCAUUGGUAGCUUCACAUGUGGCCGCCGUUGUUUUGGCUCCAAGGAUGGAUGGCUUGUGACCCUUGACAAAAUGGAUCUACAACCUCGCCUCUUCAAUCCUAUCACAAAGGCCGAAAUAUCACUCCCAUCCCUUUCCACCUUGAUCGAGCCACAAUAUGCCCUUGACGGUUCCAUCAGGAUUCCUUACAAUCAAAUUUUCUUGGACUUUUCAACUGAUGACUUACGUGAUAUAUAUUUUCAUAAGAUCAUUGUCUCCUCAAAUGACUCCUCUAGAACUGUUGUUGUUAUCUUUGGCAUUACAAAAGCGCUUGCUUUGGCAAGGCCAGAAGAUCUUACUUGGGUUCUCGGGCCACAACUAUCUCUUUAUAAUAUCGAGGACGAGGAGCAGUUUGAGGAUGUUUACUAUCAUGAAGAAAAUCAAAGAUUUUAUGCAAUCACAAAUUUUUCUAUGGUUCUUUCUUUUGACCUCAAUGGACAAAAUGUUGAAUUAAUAUGCCCGAAUAUGCCCAACCCUUAUUAUCACACCAGAAAUGUUGAAUGUAUGUAUUAUAUUGCCUUUUUGUCAGGAACUCUUCUAAAAAUAGAGAGGGUGGUUGAUAUUACUCUUCAUAGUCACCAUUACGCAAAGACGAUGAAUAUCUCUGUUUUCAAGUUUGAGCCAGCUAUUAUUUCUUCUACUUCUUCUUCUUCUUCUUCAUACUCUCAAUGGAUCCCAAUCAACGAGCUGGAGAAAUACUCCUUUUUUGUGGGUUGUAAUCAGACAUUUUCUUUGAAUCACACAGUUGCUACAGGAAUUAUACCAAACUGCAUAUAUUUCGCCGAUCAUUCGAGCAACAUGUUUCCAUGUGAUGCUGAUUGUGAUGUUGGAGUUUGUGAUGUUUACAAUGAUCGCAUUCAAUAUAUCCUUCACCCUUAUUCACGAACUAAUUGGCCACCAUCAUUAUGGUUUACACCAUCACUUUUAUAA